AUGGAAGGGAUAAGAAUAAGGGAGUGCUUGUGUGUACCAGAGGACGAGUUGGCGUGGGCGGCGGCAUGGCUGUACAGGGCGACGGGGCUGAGGCGGUAUUUGGAGUAUGUGCAGCGCAAUGAGGCGGCCAUUGGGGGGACGCAGCAGAUGCACACGGAGAUGAGUUGGGACCAGACGCUGCCCGGCGCGCAACUGCUGCUCGCACAGGCGCUGUGGGCGGGGCUGCCGGCGAGCAUCCAGGGGAGUGCAGCGAUAAUGGGGGUGGUGGAGGGGUAUGCAGGCAUGGCCGAGGUGUAUGCGUGUGCGCACAUGCCUGCCAACCCCCUGCGAGCCGUCUACACCACGCCGUCCGGGCUGCUGUAUGUGCGCGGCAGCAACGCCCAGCUCGCCCUCUCCUCCGCCUUCCUCCUCGCUCUGCUCGCCGACUUCCUCGCUGCCGCCGCCCGCUCCCUCGACUGCCAAGGCGUCUCCUUCUCGCCCUCCCAGAUCACCGCCUUCGCCCAGUCCCAGGUGGACUAUCUGCUGGGCAGCAAUCCGCUCGCCGUCUCCUUCAUGGUCGGCUUUGGCACCGCCUUCCCCCAGAAGGUGCACCACCGGGCGGCGUCCAUUAUCUCAUUCAACACGGACCCGUCGCCAGUGACCUGCCAGGGCGGCAACACCACGUACCUGCAGAGCGCCUCCCCCAACCCCAACGUGCUCGUUGGCGCCAUUGUUGGCGGCCCCAACGCCACCGAUGGCUUUCUGGACUCACGGCUGCACCCAGCCUUCACGGAGCCCUCAGCCGCAGCCAAUGCCGUCGCUGUCGGCCUCCUCGCCCGCCUCGCCGCCGGCGCCCUCCCCCUCGCCUCCCCGUCCCCCCCCUCCCCCCCCGCUCCCCGCUCCCCUCCUCCACCCAAGGGCAAGCGCCCCCCGCCACCCAAGUCCACGAUCCCCAGGGCACCGCCUGCUCCUGUGUCUGCACCACUGAGCCUGGUGAACGUGACGUGUGCAGUGACGGGCAGCUGGCAGCAGUACGGGGAGCAACAGAACAUGUGGAGCUGCGACGUGUGCAACACCAACGCCUCCUUUGCUGUGCGCGACGUCGCCCUUGCGUGCUUCAACUUCGAGCCCUUCAAUGCGUGGAAUUUUGAGGUUGUUUCAUGCUCUCUGCCCUCGUGGGCGCAGUACAUUCCUGGAGGUGGCAAGCGCAACUUUGGGUUCAUCCAAUCAGCCCGACUAAAACCAUCGUUCAAAGCCACCUGGGUCACCUGGCUCGGCCCGCCUCUUCCUCCUCCCAGGAAACCAAGAUCAGCAUCGUGCAUCCCCCCAUCUACAUUCUGGGGAAAGCUACAAUGCCAGGUUCUAAGCAUGGGUUGUUGCAUGCAAUUGAGCGCGCCACCAGCACCAUCAGCAACAUGA
Messenger RNA from Closterium sp. NIES-65, 1398 nucleotides. NCBI's taxonomy places the organism in Eukaryota, Viridiplantae, Streptophyta, Zygnematophyceae, Desmidiales, Closteriaceae. The record is from the annotation of a GenBank genome assembly.